This is a messenger RNA of Ornithodoros turicata, 4480 nucleotides long. RefSeq names its product D-amino-acid oxidase-like. The transcript is spliced from 11 exons. Gene Ontology annotation, biological process: D-amino acid catabolic process. The record is from RefSeq and is a predicted model, not a curated record. The coding region runs from base 183 to 1202 and encodes 339 amino acids. Lineage: Eukaryota; Metazoa; Arthropoda; Arachnida; Ixodida; Argasidae. Gene Ontology annotation, molecular function: FAD binding; D-amino-acid oxidase activity. Gene Ontology annotation, cellular component: cytoplasm.
CAGACUGGCGUGUUUACGUCGGUAUAACGCAUAGGAAAUGCAUGAAGACGAAAGUUUGCGUGACCGUAUCUAUUUUGUUACGCAGUGCCUGAUAUCGACGAUUUUUUUGUAGGGUUUCCUGCCGUAACUUCUUCACUCUGCGGCAGCAGAAGUCUGUCAAACCACCAUAUUUUGUGCUCACAAUGCCUGUACGAAUAGCAGUUGUGGGAGCUGGCAUCAUUGGCCUCACAACAGCUGUAAAGGCAAUAGAAACGCUCCGUGACGUUCACAUCACCAUACUGGCCGACAAAUUUACUCCAGAAACAACUGGAGAUGUGGCAGCUGGGUUUUUAGACCCCUCCCUCAUUAAGGGGGUGCCAGAGGAGAAAGUCAGAGACUGGUGCGUUCAGACGUCUGACUUCUACCUUGAACUGUUGAGGGGAGACAGUGCUAGCGACCUGGGCCUGUGCCUGAUUCCCGCAUACUUUUUGAAAACUGAGUGGAUUCCCCGUCCACUACAUGCCGAUGCAUUCUUACACUACCGUGACAUGACUGCGAAGGAACUGCAAAUGUUUCCCAGUAAAUAUAGGUAUGGUGCUUUUUUCGUUUCCAUGAUCAUCGAGUGCAAACGAUUUCUGCCGUACCUCAUGCGGAGGUUCGAAAGAAAUGGUGGAAAACUGAAGUCCUAUAAAGUCCACAACCUCGAAGAAUUGGCCUCAAAUUUUGACGUCGUCGUCAACUGUUCUGGAGUGGGAGCCAGUGCGAUAACUGCGGAUGACAUUCUCGAACCUGUCCGAGGUCAGACCAUUAGGGUGCAUGCUCCGUGGAUAAAGCACGUCGUCCUCGGCGAUGGCUUUCACGUCAUUCCAAACAUUGACAAUGUCAUGCUUGGCGGAACUAAAGACUUUGGAAAUUGGUCACUGAUUCCUGAUCCAAAGAUUAGGGACACCAUCUGGAACGGCUGUGUCGAGCUGAUUCCAAGCAUCAAGAAAGCAAAAAUCGUUGAAGAAAACGUUGGACUGCGUCCCGGACGAGACCCUGUUAGGAUCGAGAGAGAACAACGGAGUAUUCCAGGCCUGCACAAAAAAUUACCAAUAAUCCACAAUUAUGGGCAUGGUGGUUCAGGCAUCACAGUCUGCUGGGGUUGUGCAGACGAUGCUGUAGAGCUUUUGAAGGGUGCUAUAGAAGAUGGGAAGUUCGCCGUGCAAAAGUCCCGCCUGUAGGACGACACUACUGUCGUGCAGUUUUUUUUCUCUCUCUCUUUUUCUUGUGUGUGUGUUUGUUACGAGGACGUCCUCGUACUUGUACCUUGUACUACUACAUUUUUAUACUCCUGUAGCCAAAGCAUGCAUGCUCUAUGUGCAUGUAUAAUGUGGAUUUCUACCGCUAUGUAAAACAUUACUCUGGCAUGGCUGACGUUGAAACCUUUAGGUUUCCUACCAUAGUUUGAAACCUUUGUUAAUGAUGCAUGCCUCUGUUAACCUUUGUUUUUGAAACUUUUUACCCACCUGACCUUUUUUGCGUAAGUUAAGAAACAACUGACAAAUUAUUUCAGAUAUAUCUUGUUAAAAUCUUAUUCUGCCAUUUGCUUCAGCUGUCAGGGACUGACGUGACAGGAAUGGACACAUUUCCGAUCGGCACGGUCCUUCGAUACCCUUUCUGGUCAGGAAACUCUGCUCGAAUACAAUAGACUAGGUCACUUCGGGACAGUUGCUCCCGCUUGGGGCAGUCGCGUCGUUCGGGGGGAGACACCCUCGUGGAGCAGACGACGUUUCCGCAGCACUGCGUGUUUUCAGGGAAUAUUUGAUAAGCUACUUUUUAAAGUUCAUUUCGUGUUCAUAGCAGAAACAAUUAAUUAUCGAAGCGAUUCAUGAUUUGAGCCGGCACAUUUCAGUUCAGUGGACGUAAAUUUGCAGAUUUGCCGCGUAAAUUACAACUUUCGUUGUCUUUCUUUGACACGGAAAAUUUUAAUUUUGCUCUCACUCGUGUGGCUCUCAAUGAUGGUCGAGAAACAUAUUAUAGCAUUUUGUUGCACAGUCCCUCGAUCCAGUGAUAUAUUGUAAGCUAAUGACGCUUUCGGUAGUUGUUACGUGAGGGCAAAACUUUCCAAAUGCGUGAUUUUCUUGUUUUCCUCGUAGCAGUUUGUUGUAACUUGAACAGAGAUAAAAUUACAAGAUAAUUCUAUUUCAGUGCAGACAGAUAAGACUUCAGAUGAAUUACGUAUAGAAAUCCUGUAUUUUAAUCAUCUAAUAUGAUCUCUGGCGGUAUGAGAGCCGGGGGGAUACACAUGCUAUAAAUCGUAUGGCUCGACCGUUCUCGGCGAGGAAAUAUACUAAUCUUCUUUUAUAUAUAUAAAUAUAUAUAUAUAUAUAUAUAUAUAUAUAUAUAUGUGGUGCAGUGCCAUGCACAAGGUUUAACGUAUCGUAGAGAGCAAUUUUUACACACUUUGGGAAGAGGUGAUGGGAAAACCGUUGUGGGAGGUCACAACGAAGCAAGCAGGCACAAUAUUGGGGCCUCCUGAAUGUAGUUUGGACGAAUACUCUGUAAUUCCGUAGGAAACAAUAUUUUCCUUUGCCGAUUCCAACAAGAUUCAAGCCGGGUUAUUAAAUUAACACGAUAGAAUUUCCUCUUGCUGAAGUGUGACCUGAUAGCGCUUUCCAACUAGAAUUUGGCUGACAAGAUUCAGAUGUCGAACUCAACGGCUACACUAUCAUCGCGUUGUAGAUAGUCUCGGCAUAUGAGCUAGAUCAGUUCCAUAAUAUUUAAAAUGGUAGAAUGGAGUUUUAUUUGGGAGGUCAGAAGGAAACUUUAGAAUUGCCCAAAAACUACAUUUACGAACAACACGGUGGUAUGUGGUAACAAAAAUGAAAAAAAAAAAAAAACUGGAAAGAGAUAUAAGCAGGGGGAAAGAGAGAAAAUCUCUUGUGCUAGCCUUUCUCUUCAAAUUCAGGAUGAAGACAAGGAAACUAUAUAUUUUUGGCACUAUAUACUGCUAUGAAUGGGCUCUGAGUCUGUAUUUUAUGGUCCGCAGAAGCUUUUGAGGCAUUGCAGAAGCAUUGCAGAAAGGAAAAAUGAAUAGAUAAAAAGAGAAAAACAUCACACCUCCCUCUGCCUGCUUCCGGUGCAGCAAAAACUAAUGGGUAUGAGCGGACUUCGUUUACUAAGCUGACUUGGCAUUACAUCUUUCCCCCCAAGUUGUACCCUAACACAUGUUAUUGUAUUGAUAUCAUGUUGAAUGAUAUAUCUUUGAAAAUUUUACGGUUCUUAGUGUUUGAUAUGCUACACAUGUCACACAGUGAUCAAUUUGAAGGAAAUCAACAAACCACGCUCAUCGCAGUACAUCUCUAAUAAGGCUAUUAGCGAAUGUUUUCUGUUUAUUCCCGUAGACCGAGUCAUCGCUGUUUUUUAGACAAAGAAAAAAUAAUUUCAUUCAGUCCUCGUCGAAUUAAGGAUCCCCUUCCAUGAAGAACAUAUAUACAUCACAAAAUGCUGCACGCUCGAAUCAGACGAAGUCUCCUUGAUAUGUGUAGAUCAUUCUUACAUACGAACAGAGUGCAAAGAUUACAAUUAUCUUCAAGGAUAUUUAAAAAAGAACCUCUGCUUACGCACUCAAAACGCAAGCACACACACAAAAAAAGCGUACACUUCCAAACACCCAUAGAAACACUAUGCAAGCCAUACGUAUACGCGCAGGCACCGGCGGACACGAAAGUCUCCCCCCGAACGAUCGCCGCGCCACCACGCGCCGCUCGGCCGCGGAAAUGAAGUUCUCGCGCGAGUUUCCUGACCAGAAGGAGUUGAGUGCUAUCGGUAAAGAACAAAAUUGCAUGUUAUGAUUCUAAAUUUUUCAACAGCAGUCAGGUUUCUAGGAAACGAAUCAAACUUAGGGUAUGCACACGAGCACGCAAAAUGCAUGCCCACAAGGGUUGCAGUUGGUGUACGCCACUUGAAAUGUCUGGUGGUCAGUGGAUUUUUAAUUUUCACGAUUUAUCGUAAGCGAAUCGAACCACGUGACAACUUUGUAUGACAUUUCAACACCUUACGUCCUGAAAUGUGUGAUUUAGCUCCCAAGUAGUAGGUGUUUUCAUCCAUUUGCUGCGGAUUAACUUGGGAUUUACCGCUCUACAUCAAUUCGGUCCACGUACUACUGUUUGCCAGUUUCAGUCUUGCUACAUGAGAAACCAUUCCGUGUUGUCAAACCACAAUGUAGCAUAAAAAAUCAAAUACAGCUGUGUACUGUUGGUGUCGGAAAUAAGUAAAUAUGGCACUACGUGAAUGACAGAAGCAUGUGCUCUCGACACCCUCAACAAGAUCGGAUUGUGUUUGUUCACGUUAUUUAGCUAUAAGAACGAUUAUGUCGAGAGGUAUCUAGGUCUACGUAUGUCCCAAACAACGUUACAACAUCCAGAAACAGGAAAUGAUGAGACUUAACAACGUGCUGACGUAUCUAAAACGCAAUACUUGAUGCGGUUAAACAAUUAAACAUAACUAAGCAGCAACA